CCUCGCGCUGGAUCGCCGAGUCACCAUGAAGGUUGCCUUCACUCCUGUCCUUGUUAUGGGUCUCUGCAUUACAGCCUCUUGCCUCGUCACGGAAAAUGUCUUCAUCAGUAGCCAUUUGCAUUGGCAGGAGGCCUUGAGCUACUGCCAAAAUCACUACAGUGACCUAUCGUAUGUUAGGAGCGAUGCUGAAGUGACUGAGCUUUUAAAUGCAAUGGACACUAAUCAGAUGAGCUGGAUUGGUCUGAGUCGGCAUGACUCAUCGUGGAAAUGGACAAAUGGUGAUCCAUUAACUUAUCAUAAUUGGGCACCAGGUCAGCCUCAUAAUGAUCACGACAUCAACUGUGCAUCAACUGCAUCCGGCCUGUGGUACGCUAAUGAUUGUAAUGCAAAGCAUGCGUUUUACUGUGCUCGGAACGUGCAAGAGAUGGUCGUGGUGGAGAACCCCAUGGUGUGGGAGGAAGCUCUGGUAUACUGCAGGAAUCACUACCAGGACCUGGUGAGCCUGGCGUUGAAGACAGAGCUGAUACUGGCCCUGCAGAAAGCAAAAAAUUUUCAGGGGACACAUUUCUGGACGGGCCUCCGCUUCCUGGAUGACAGCUGGCUGUGGGUCGAUGGAGAGAAGCUGAGGAACGGAAGCUGGUCUGCAGAUCCGCUCCCCAAGUGUCCGGCGGAGCCUUUCCGCUGUGGGGCCCUGAGCACCUUCACUAACUCUCAGGAAGUCCGGUCCUGUGAGGAGCAGCUGAGCUACAUCUGCUAUGCCGAGUGAUCCUGCUCCAGGGGAGGAGAAAUGUUUCACCUGAUAGAUGUCAUUUCAUUCUGAUGCUCUUCUUCAGUAACUUGGACAUGAGUGAAGUGUAAAGCUAUGGAAUUGGAUAUUUUUUUAGCCUAACUGAGGUUAGAUACUGAGAUGAAUAGGGUCGUACACAAAGGUGCGUAAUCAUUGGUUUGGGCAGGGGAGCAUCCCGAUGUUCAUGGUUUUGUGUUCUCCUGCAGUU
Molecule: messenger RNA, 995 nt
Organism: Brienomyrus brachyistius
Lineage: Eukaryota; Metazoa; Chordata; Actinopteri; Osteoglossiformes; Mormyridae
Product: lymphocyte antigen 75-like
Exons: 1
Coding region: 26-766 (246 amino acids)
Source: RefSeq, a predicted model, not a curated record